Messenger RNA from Psylliodes chrysocephalus, 2211 nucleotides. Lineage: Eukaryota; Metazoa; Arthropoda; Insecta; Coleoptera; Chrysomelidae. The record is from the annotation of a GenBank genome assembly.
UUUAGCAGCUAUAAAUGGUAAGGUAUUUAUCUUUACAUACGUGAGAAUUUAAAAAAAAAGUACAAAAUCUAUUAACUUCUACAGCAAACAACAAAUUUUAUCAAUUAUAAAACCGUGCCUUAACUGAAAGCCAUAUUUUUACUAAUUAUGUUGUUCUAGUUCUAGUUGCUAAAAAAGUGUAUCAAAACAUUUAAUAUAAGAAUGAUAACAAUAACAAAAGAUUCAAUAACAAUAAUAAAAGAAUCCAGAUAAUUGUGAACCAUAUAAAGAAAAGAGUUUUUAAUUCAAGAACCAUGUUAUUCAGCGACAGCUUGAAAUUAGAUAUGUUAGGAAUAUUUGUAGCUCUAAUUACAAUGUUAUUAGCAUGGCACAAGUGGUCUUUGGGUUACUGGAAGAGAAAAGGCAUUCCUGGACCAGCACCAUCCUUACUUGUCGGUAAUGCAGUGGAAAUGAUUCAGGGUAAAAAAUGCAUGGGAGAGAUUUUUAAAGAUGUCUAUUUUGGUCUAAAAAAUAAAGGUUAUCGUCACGGAGGAAUUUUCUUUCUAAACAAGGCAAAUUACGUGCCAAUUGAUUUAGAAAUCACCAAAUCAAUUUUGCAAACAGAUUUCCAACAUUUUAUGAGUCAUGGAAUGUAUUAUAACGAAGACGUCGAUCCUCUAUCAGCUAAUAUUCUGAGUUUGGACGGUGAACGUUGGAAGGACAUCCGUGCAAAAUGUACGCCCGGAUUUACACCAGGAAAAAUAAAGACGAUGUAUCCAAUAAUGGCAGAAUAUUCUACCGGGCUGAAAGAACUUCUUGAAGAUUCUAUUAAGCACAAUCCGGUUGAUAUUAAAGACAUAAUGGCUCGAUUUUCUACCGAUGUUGUAGGAUCAUGUGCAUUUGGACUUGAAGUAGAAAGUAUGAAAUAUCCUGCAGCUGAAUUAAGAAUCUAUAAUAAAAAACUGAUGGAACCUAGCAUUUCUACCGCCCUUAGAAAUUUACCAUCCUUUUUAAUAAAUCAUGACAUUUUGAGAUUUAUAAACUACAGUCUCGUACCCAGAAGUUAUAUAAAUUACUUUUAUAACUUAAUUGUUAACACCGUCAACUACAGGGAAGAAACCAAAUUUGUUAGAAAAGAUAUUCUUAACAUGCUAUUGGAAUUAAAACAAAAGGGACGUUUGACAUUAAACGAAGUUGCUGCAAAUAGUUAUAUACUAUAUUUGGGUGGAUGGGAAACCACUGCAACUACUUUACAUUUUUUAUCUUAUGAGCUUUCUGUAAACAUCGAUAUACAGGAAAAACUUAGAAAUGAGAUCAACACAAUAUUAAAGAAACAUGAUAAUAAAAUGACAUAUGAAGCAGUCAUGGAAAUGGAAUAUUUAGAUAGGGUUAUAUGUGAAACUCUGCGUAAAUAUCCCGCUGUACAAUUUCUAUUUAGGAAAACCACGAAAACUUUCAACAUCCCAGGAGAAAAUACGAAACUUGAUGAAGGCGAUUAUGUAAUUAUACCAACACUUGGAAUUCAUCACGAUCCGGACUACUAUCCAGAUCCUGAGAAAUUCGAUCCUGAUAGAUUUAACGAAGAAAACAAGAAAAAACGACCACAUUUUGCUUGGCUUCCGUUUGGAGAAGGACCAAGAAUAUGCCUAGGUUUACGUUUUGGAAUGGUACAAAUGAAAAUAGCAACCGUAACUUUAAUACAAAAUUUCAAGAUUGCUCUAAACAAGAAAACAAUUUCACCAAUUAAAUAUAAGCCAGCAGCAUUGCUGGCAAGUAGUUUAGGAGGUGUAUGGUUAGAUUUAGAGAAGAUUAAUAAAUAGGUCCGUACCCAAAGUGGAGACGUAAUCUAAUUAAGACAACAAACAACAACAAAACAACAAAAAAUAGUGUAUUUCUUCAAAAGAUGCGAUAAAUAUUGAAACCAUUUGUAAAAAUUAUUUAUUGCAUUAGAAAAAUUUAAACUAGAAUAAAAAAUUAUCUUCGAGGCCAAAACCAAGUUAUUCGGUUUUAUAUAAUUGACGAACAUGUACCAUAAUUAGAUGUAUUGGCUAAAGUCUCCAAAAUCCCAACUGACGGUUAUUGUUUUUGUUUUUUUUUCGUUUUAGGUUUUGUUUAUAUUUAAUAGCAUAUUUCAUUUUCCUGAUAUCUUGCCAUAGUAGUACUAGUUUUAUUCUGUAGCCUACAGGUACUUUUUUACCUACCUAUUUCCAAAUAAUUAUUAAUUUGACUGCA